Messenger RNA from Osmerus eperlanus (European smelt), 4524 nucleotides. RefSeq names its product thrombospondin 1b (gene thbs1b). Gene Ontology annotation, cellular component: extracellular region. The record is from RefSeq and is a predicted model, not a curated record. Gene Ontology annotation, molecular function: calcium ion binding; protein binding. Gene Ontology annotation, biological process: negative regulation of angiogenesis; cell adhesion. Bases 214 to 3729 code for a protein of 1171 amino acids. Lineage: Eukaryota; Metazoa; Chordata; Actinopteri; Osmeriformes; Osmeridae. The transcript has 23 exons.
AGUUAGUUUUUUAGACUCCCGAUACCGGAGAAGAAUUACCAUUAAAAGGCAUUCUGAAGAAAACAUUUUGUUGUUCAUAUCGGGACACUCGAAUAAAAAUAAAAUACAAAUUCCAAUUUGAGGAUUAUUGUUUCCAUUGGACUUCCAUUUCAAUUUGGAUUUUAAUAUUUCUCUCUUCCGAUUGCAUUGAACAGGCAUAAAGUUAGUGUCAUCAUGAAGUUGACAGGAAUAUUUUUACUCUUGAUGCUCUGGAACUGCGAGAGCGCACGAGUUGCAGAGAGUCGGGACGACAACAGUGUGUACGACCUGUUUGAACUGGUCCAAGUCCCCAAGAAAAACCACGGGGUCACCCUCGUGAAGGGCGACGAUCCAUACAGCCCCGCCUACAAGAUCCUCAACCCAGACCUGAUCCCCCCGGUACCCGAGAACUCCUUCAGGGACCUCAUCGAUUCCAUCCACGAGGAGAGGGGGUUCCUCUUGCUGCUGAACUUCAAGCAGUUCAAGAGGACAAGAGGAAGCCUCCUUACCGUGGAGAAGCUGGACGGUUCCGGCCCCGUUUUCGAGAUUAUUUCCAACGGGAAGGCUAACACCUUGGAUGUGGUUUUCUCCACCGAGAACAAGCAGCAGGUGGUUUCCAUUGAGGACGUGGACUUGGCGACGGGGCACUGGAAGAACAUCACUCUGUUCGUGCAAGAGGACCGCGCGCAGCUCUACGUUGGGUGCGAGGAGGUCAACACCGCCGAGCUGGACGCUCCGGUCCAGAGCAUCCUCACUCAUGAGAUAUCAACCAGCGCGCGCCUCCGCAUUGGCAAGGGAGCAGUGAAAGACCGAUUUAUGGGAGUGCUUCAAAACGUACGCUUUGUGUUUGGAACGACCCUUGAUGCCAUUCUGCGCAACAAAGGAUGCCAAAACUCAAUCAUGACUGAUACCAUCACUCUGGACAACCCCAUCAAUGGAUCCAGCCCCGCUAUUAGAACCGAUUACACAGGCCACAAAACCAAAGACCUGCAGAUGAUCUGUGGUUUCUCCUGUGAGGACCUGGCCAGCAUGUUCAAGGAGCUGAGGGGCCUGGGGGUGGUGGUGAAGGAGCUCUCUAACGAACUGCGCAAAGUGACGGAUGAGAACAAGCUGCUGAUGAACCGCGUCGGCAUCCACAGUGGCGUCUGUCUGCACAAUGGCAUCGUCCACAAGAACAAGGAUGAGUGGACCGUCGAUGACUGCACGGAGUGCACUUGUCAGAACUCCGCCACGGUGUGCCGCAAGAUCUCCUGCCCUCUGAUCCCCUGUGCCAACGCCACCGUGCCCGAUGGGGAGUGCUGCCCUCGCUGUGGAACACCGAGUGACUACGCGGAGGACGGCUGGUCCCCCUGGUCUGAAUGGACCCACUGUUCUGUGUCGUGUGGGCGGGGCAUCCAGCAGCGAGGUCGCUCCUGCGACCGCAUCAACAACAACUGCGAGGGCACGUCGGUGCAGACCCGCGACUGCUACCUCCAGGAGUGCGACAAACGCUUCAAGCAGGACGGCAGCUGGAGCCACUGGUCGCCCUGGUCCUCCUGCUCGGUGACCUGCGGCGCGGGCGUCAUCACCCGGAUCCGCCUUUGCAACUCCCCCACGCCCCAGCUGGGUGGCCAGGACUGCCAGGGCGAGGGACGCCAGACCGAGAAGUGCCAGAAGUCUCCGUGCCCCAUCAAUGGCAACUGGGGACCCUGGUCACCGUGGGAUACCUGCUCUGUCACCUGCGGGGGAGGGGCCCAAACUCGUAAGCGUCUGUGUAACAACCCUGUGCCCAAAUAUGGUGGAAAGGAGUGUAUGGGUGAAGCCAAAGACUCACAGCUAUGCAACAAGAACAGUUGUCCCAUCGACGGAUGCCUGUCUAAUCCCUGCUUUGCCGGAGCCAAGUGCACCAGCUUCCCUGAUGGGACCUGGAAAUGUGGGAAGUGCCCAACUGGGUACUCAGGAAACGGCAUCAAAUGCAAGGACAUCGACGAGUGCAAAGAAGUGCCUGACGCUUGCUUUGAGUUCAACGGUGUGCACAGGUGUGAGAAUACAGACCCUGGCUACAACUGUCUGCCCUGCCCAACCCGCUUCUCCGGUCCUCAGCCCUUCGGCAAAGGCGUGGAGGAGGCAGCCGCCAAGAAGCAGGUGUGCGCGCCACGUAACCCCUGUCUGGACGGGAGCCACGACUGCAACAAGAACGCCCGCUGCAACUACCUGGGCCACUUCGCUGACCCCAUGUUCCGCUGCGAGUGCAAGCCUGGCUACGCCGGGAACGGGCACAUCUGUGGGGAGGACACGGACCUGGACGGCUGGCCCAACUCAGACCUGGUCUGUGUGGAGAACGCCACCUACCACUGCAAAAAGGACAACUGUCCCAACCUUCCCAACUCUGGCCAGGAAGACUACGACAAGGAUGGCAUUGGUGACGCUUGUGACAACGACGAUGACAAUGAUGGUAUCCCUGACGACAGGGACAACUGCCCGUUCAUCUACAACCCCAGGCAGUUUGAUUACGACCGUGACGAUGUUGGUGACCGCUGCGAUAACUGCCCGUACAACAGCAACCCAGACCAGACAGACACUGACAGCAAUGGAGAAGGAGACGCCUGCUCGCUGGACAUCGAUGGAGACGGAAUUCUGAACGAGAAGGACAACUGCCCCUAUGUGUAUAACGUCGACCAGAGGGACACAGACCUGGAUGGCGUGGGUGACAUGUGUGACAACUGCCCUCUGGAGCAUAAUCCUGACCAGGUGGACUCUGAUGACGAUCGCGUGGGAGACAAGUGCGACAGCAACCAGGACAUCGACGAGGAUGGCCACCAGAACAACCUGGACAACUGCCCCUACAUCCCCAACGCCAACCAGGCCGACCACGACAAGGACGGGAAAGGAGACGUCUGCGACCAUGACGACGACAACGACGGUAUCCCUGACGACAAAGACAACUGCAGACUGGCCUUUAACCCUGACCAGCUGGACUCUGAUGGUGAUGGUCGCGGCGAUGCCUGCAAGGAUGACUUCGACCAAGACAACGUGCCUGACAUCUACGACGUUUGUCCUGAGAACUUUGACAUCAGCGAGACAGACUUCAGAAAGUUCCAGAUGGUUCCUUUGGACCCCAAAGGCACCUCACAGAUCGACCCCAACUGGGUGGUCCGCCACCAGGGCAAAGAACUGGUGCAGACAGUCAACUGCGACCCUGGCAUUGCUGUUGGUUUUGAUGAGUUCAACUCUGUGGACUUCAGCGGGACGUUCUUCAUUAACACGGAGAGGGACGAUGACUAUGCCGGCUUCGUGUUUGGAUACCAGUCAAGCUCCAGGUUCUACGUGGUAAUGUGGAAGCAGAUCACCCAGACCUACUGGUCCAACAAGCCCACCAAGGCCCAGGGUUACUCAGGCCUGUCCAUCAAGAUGGUUAACUCCACCACAGGACCGGGAGAGCACCUGAGGAACGCCCUGUGGCACACAGGGAACACACCUGGACAGGUGAAAACUCUGUGGCACGACCCAAAGAACAUUGGAUGGAAAGACUUUACUGCCUACAGAUGGCAUCUAAUCCACAGACCAAGAACAGGACACAUCAGAGUGGUGAUGUAUGAGGGCAAGAAGAUCAUGGCUGACUCUGGAAGUAUCUACGAUAAGACGUAUGCUGGUGGACGGCUAGGUCUUUUUGUCUUCUCUCAGGAGAUGGUAUACUUCUCAGACCUCAAGUAUGAAUGCAGAGAUGCAUAAAUACACGGAGCAGGAAGCUCUGAGAAAAAUGCACCUUUCUGUACAAACAUGAACUCACGUAUUCUUGAUGCCCAGGGACCUUUUUCUCUCCCUUUUUACGCUUUCAACUUUUCUGUGUCACGCACACGGCCUGGCGAUGGUGUGCAGUCUGCCUCAGGGGAACUUGAUGCUGGUUUGGACAGAGAACCAGCUGACUGCCAGUGGAGAUUCAGAUAGACUCCCCUCCACUCUCAUCCGAGCAGAGUAGGUAUCGCUGAGGAAUCGGCCCCCUUUCUCUUACCCUGAGCCAGCGUCUUCUCUGUCGCUCCCUGUUUCUCUUUGAAAGACCUCAUUCAGUUCUUCGCUGGAUCGGCUCCCCAUAGAAAACUAGACAACUAUGCACUUCCCAACCUCAACGUCUCUUUCUUUCUCUCCAUCUCUCUCUCACAAACUGCCUUUCUUUCAUGUUCUGGAUGGGCGUCCCAAAGAAAAGAUUGAUCAUUUUCCCUCCUUAAAAAAACCCAACCAGAUCUACCGGGCUGUAUAUUGUGAAUGACAUGACCCUAAGUUUGCUCUGAAACUGCAGAAAGCAUAUUUUUUCACUUGUAUGUUUUGUUAGGAGAACUCCUGACUCAGUGGCAGUUGAGUUACCACAAGUUAUGGAGGGCUGAUAACUCGAUGUAUGUCUUCAUUUUUGUGUAAAUAAGAACGUAAAAAACUGCUUUGCUAUAACCAAUUUACAGUAUAUUUGCUGUUAAAAGUAAUUUUUGAGAAGUGUUGCAGAGACAAAAGAAAACAAAAAAACGAAAUUAAAAU